Molecule: messenger RNA, 531 nt
Organism: Eruca vesicaria subsp. sativa (arugula)
Lineage: Eukaryota; Viridiplantae; Streptophyta; Magnoliopsida; Brassicales; Brassicaceae
Source: the annotation of a GenBank genome assembly
AUGGUGCUUUUAGGGUUUAUCAUUCUCCUUCGAUUUCUCAGAAAAGAAACCGUAUCUCCAAGCUCUUUGCUCUUCUUCUCAAAAGAUCUGACCGAGUUUCUCGGAUCAGAUUCCGAUCAAGUCCGAAACAGCUUGAAACAGAUUUACAAAAUCGUAAAAUCAGAUGUGCUCAAUCCUUCAUUGACAAGAUUCAUACAAGCCAUAACCGUUGGUUUACUCAGAGGAUACCGGUUAGAUUCCGGUAACGACCGUUCCGAGUCGGGUUUCACUGAUCCGGUUAUGGAUAAGCUGUUCACGAAAUCCGGGUCCGGUUUUGCUUCAGCUAUCGUUGGUAGUUUCGCUAGAAACUUAGUCCUCGUGCCCUAUUCCUCCAGAGAAUUCUCCGAUUCAAAGUUGCUCGACGAGGUUUGCUCCGAUGACGGGAGAAAGCUAAUCGGCGAUUGCGUUCAGCGUUUCGUGAGCACAGCGUUUUGGUUUAUCUCGACAAGACGACAGAAGUCGAUGUAUUUAACGAUCUCCUUGCCGGUUUAA